Messenger RNA from Cololabis saira (Pacific saury), 2850 nucleotides. It is a transcript of the gene mst1, whose product is annotated as macrophage stimulating 1. The coding region runs from base 296 to 2425 and encodes 709 amino acids. The transcript has 18 exons. NCBI's taxonomy places the organism in Eukaryota, Metazoa, Chordata, Actinopteri, Beloniformes, Belonidae. The record is from RefSeq and is a predicted model, not a curated record. Gene Ontology annotation, biological process: regulation of receptor signaling pathway via JAK-STAT; proteolysis. Gene Ontology annotation, molecular function: receptor tyrosine kinase binding; serine-type endopeptidase activity.
CAUGGACCAUGUGUCCCUCCUCAUUAAUGAUUGAUAAGUGUAUUGAUCAUGUUUGGGGGAUUAAGGCCACUCUUUGUAUAAGAGCUCAGUGUUUGCGUGUGGCUGUCCUAUUGUAUUCGGGAUUUCUGCUUUCUGAUAUUUCUCAGAGGAUUUCUAAUAUAAAGAUUCCUAAAUCUUUGGGAGGGUUUUGUUUUCUGUCAGGCAGGUUUGAUGUUUCCCAGCAGAAGCAAAUCUUCAGAGUAGAGAUCCCAGGACUAACAUCAAGUAUAAAAGAGUCCUAUCUUCCACAGCAACAAUGAAGCCGUUCCUCCACUGCGUUCUCCUGACUGCCGGACUGAUAGCUGGGUAUCGGAGUCCUCUGAAUGAAUUCCAGCGCUCCGAGGGAAGGGAGCUCGUCCCCACACCCUGGAACUCAGCACGAGUCCAGAUGCUGCCGGGCCUGAACCUGGAGGAGUGUGCCACCCGCUGCUCACAGUCGCUGGACUGCAGAGCUUUCAACUAUGAAACGCGUCCAACCGUGUCCUGCAAACAUCUGCCCUGGGUGGCUGAUGGGAACAACGCUGAAGUGAAGAGAAAUGUCAACUGUGACCUUUACGAGAAGAAAGUCUAUGUAAGGCAGUGCAUUGUGGGUAAAGGAGAAGACUACCGGGGAAAGGUCUUCACUACAAAAAGCGGUCUCACCUGUCAACAGUGGUGGUCCAAGUUUCCUCAUGACCACAGGUGGACUCCCACAGCGACCAAUGGUCUGGAGCUGAACUACUGCAGGAAUCCAGAUGGGGAUCGUAUCGGUCCAUGGUGCUACACAACUGACCCCGAGCGCCGUUAUGAACCCUGCAAUAUCCCCCAGUGCAAAGAUGAGGUGUGUAUCACGUGUAAUGGGGAGGACUACAGGGGGCAGGUUGAUCACACCGUGAGCGGCAGAGAGUGUCAGAGAUGGGACCAGCAGUACCCUCACCAACAUAUCUACCAACCUGAAAAGUAUCCUGAUAAGAGUUUAGAUGAUAACUACUGCCGGAAUCCUGAUGCCUCUCCGGUGCCUUGGUGUUACACCACAGAUCCUGAGAUGGAGAGAGAGAACUGCGACAUCAGAAAAUGCACUGAAGUUCACGUGGAGAAACGGCAACGCUCCAGCUUCACCACUAACUGCUUCCGUGGUCGUGGGGAGGAUUACCGCGGUAAAGUCAACGAGACACCGUCAGGUAUCCCCUGCCAGAGGUGGGAUGCCCAGUAUCCUCACGAGCAUCCCUUUUACCCAAACACAUAUGAGUGCAAGGGUUUAGAGGAGAACUACUGCCGUAACCCAGAUGGGUCAGAGGCUCCCUGGUGCUUCACAUCCGUCCCAGAGAUGAGGACUUCUCUCUGCUUGCAGAUCAAACGAUGCGCAGACGACAUCGAAGCUGAGGACUGUUAUCAAGAAAAUGGGAGAAACUACAGGGGCGUUGUCCGCAAAACACGUAAAGGCAUCACCUGCCAGAGAUGGAACGUUAACACGCCUCACCAGACCAGGAUAAACCCACGGUCACACCCUGAGGCCAAUCUAACAGAGAACUAUUGUCGUAACCCGGAUGGGGACCAGCAUGGACCCUGGUGUUAUACCACAGACCCCAAAACCGAGUUUGACUACUGUGCCAUCAAGCAGUGCGCUGGAGAGAAAGUGUCCCUGACGGAGACCGUAGAGAAGGUCGAGUUCAACGAGUGCGGAAAGAGAGAAGACCGCUUUCCAAGAGCAAGGAUGCGCAUCGUGAAUGGGAUGCCCGGGAACUCACCGUGGACGGUGAGCCUGAGAGACAGAAAAGGAAACCACUUCUGUGGAGGAUCCCUGGUGAAUUCCAGAUGGGUGAUCAGCACCAAGCAGUGUUUCUCUUCCUGCUACGUGGACCUGCCUGGUUACUCCGCCAUGAUGGGAACACUUUUCCGUGAUCCACAAGAAGGAGAGGCUGGUGUGCAAAUCAUCCCUCUCACCAAGAUUGUCUGUGGACCUUCUGAGUCUCAGCUCGUCAUGCUACAACUGGAAUACCCUGCACAAUUUAAUGAGCGCGUCUCUCAGAUCUGCCUCCCUCCUGAGCGCUACAUAGUAGCUGAGGGGACCCAAUGUGAGAUUGCAGGAUGGGGUGAGACAAGAGGAACUGGGGAUGAGACCGUCCUCAAUGUGGCUCACGUUCCAGUUCUUAGUAACAGGGAAUGCAACAAAUACUUCAGAGGUCGUGUUCGCGAAAACGAGAUGUGCACAAACUUUUUCCAGGGUGGAGUAGGCGCCUGUGAGAGAGACUACGGCGGCCCUCUGGCGUGUCAGAACAGGGACUGCUGGGUACUCGAGGGUGUGAUCAUCCCCAUGAGGCGCUGUGGACACCCAGGACAACCCAACAUUUUCAUCCGCGUGUCUGUGUACGUGGACUGGAUCAAGAAGGUCAUGGAGAUGGCUUAGCGAUAGACACUGCCAUCUAACACAGAACUCAUAAAACCAAGACAAACCGUUAUUUUUUUCUUCUAAAAUAUGUAUUUUACGUGAAAACUGUGGAACACCCAAAGCAAAAUGUACAAUUAGGAUUCUUCAUACAGUUAUGUUACUAUAAUGUUACUAUGCCAUAAAAAGGCCAAUUUAAACUGUCAUUUGUGUAGAAAAAGUAUGUCUCACAUUGUAAUCUGUUCCUUUAUAUCUACUUUAAAUUAAUUUCUAUAUACACUUGAACUUGGAGGAGAUUCACUCUAAAAAUGUGAAGUUAUUCAGAUUUUUGGAAACGUGUUAUGCCUGUAUUCAUUUAUAUUAAAUAUUAUAAAUGUACGGUGGCUGUCGGCAAUUAAACUUCUCCAAUGAGGGCAUAUUCUCUUAAGUUAGUUUUACUGUUGUGU